Perca flavescens (yellow perch) is the source of this 3201-nucleotide messenger RNA. It is a transcript of the gene colq, whose product is annotated as collagen-like tail subunit (single strand of homotrimer) of asymmetric acetylcholinesterase. The record is from RefSeq and is a predicted model, not a curated record. Gene Ontology annotation, molecular function: extracellular matrix structural constituent conferring tensile strength. The coding region runs from base 101 to 1474 and encodes 457 amino acids. The transcript has 17 exons. Lineage: Eukaryota; Metazoa; Chordata; Actinopteri; Perciformes; Percidae. Gene Ontology annotation, biological process: extracellular matrix organization.
GAGCAUAGGGAGAGGACAGUGAGGAGAGAGGGAGAGAGAAAGGCAGCGUGUGAGGGCUGCUGUGGCUCAGAAAUAAAGUCAGGCAACUAUCUGGAGCAGCAUGACUCUUCUAACACUUGGACUGUAUCUGCCACUGUGGUUUUGUUAUGGCCUGGCUCAAUCCUCUUUUCUGGAUAGCUUUGUUUCAUUCCCAGCAGCUCUCAGAUCCCAGGAGCAGCAGAGAAGAUUCAGCCCAUGCUGUUUACUGAGUCCGCCUCCACCCCCACUGUUUCCUCCACCCCCUUCACUUUGGCGCCGCCACACUCAUAAUGAAGACAUUUCAAAUAAUGGUGGGGAGUCAGAGUGGGGCAAUGAGGACAAAGGUUCUGCCUGUGUCCCAGGCCCCCGUGGCCCUGCUGGGCCCUCUGGCCCUCAGGGUCCACCUGGAUUACCUGGGAUAGGAGGGCCUAAGGGAGAAAGGGGAGAAAUCGGAAGACCUGGGCAAAAGGGUCGGACAGGUCCUAUUGGACUUCCUGGGAAAGAAGGACCAGCUGGAUGGCCUGGACCAAGUGGGCCCAAAGGUGAGAAAGGUGACCCGGGGCUGAUGGGUUUGCCUGGAGCUAGAGGACCAAUUGGGCCAAGGGGUUUACCUGGGUAUAAAGGGGAAAAGGGUUCUCGAGGCGAUCGCGGUGAAAGUGGAGUGAAAGGAGACAAGGGUGGGAUGGGUUUCCCAGGAAUGCUUGGACAAAAAGGUGAAAUGGGUCCAAAAGGAGAACCUGGGAUCUCAGGAAACAGAGGACCCACUGGCCGACCAGGGAAGAGAGGCAAGCAGGGAGGGAAAGGAGACACGGGCAGUGUUGGUCCUAUGGGACCUGCAGGCCCACAGGGGAUUCCAGGUCAGCCUGGUCCUCCUGGUUCACCUGCCACAGGACUAUACAUGGUUGGAACAAAGGGUGCACGUGGUCCACCAGGGCCUCCUGGAAAGUGUAGCUGCAGCCCUCUCAGUAAUUCUCCAUUUGAUGAUUAUCCUUCUAGAGGAAACUAUCCCAAAGUACCGGCGAUAUUUGUUGUAAGCAAUGAGGAAGAACUGGAGCGCCUUCACACAGAUAAUGCUCUGGCAUUCCGCAAAGACCAGAGAUCUCUCUAUUUCAAAGACAUUGAUGGCUGGCUGCCAAUUCAGACUUUUCCAUUCCAGUUGACGCCGUUCCAGUCCAUGGAAAAUGCACCUGACGAUGAAGGUUACUGUGGUGACGGGAUCGUGCAGAUUUCCAGCGGGGAGGAGUGUGAUGACAAAAACAGGGUUGUCACUGAUGGCUGUGUUAAGUGUAAACACGCUUACUGUGGAGACGGAUACCGCUAUGAGGGGGCUGAGGAGUGUGAUGGAAAGGACUUUGGAUACCAGACAUGUAAUUCAUAUCUUCCAGGGUCCUAUGGUCACCUCAAGUGCACACCAUACUGUGUUAUUGACUCCACAAACUGCAAGUACUUCACUUGAGGAGGAAGCUGGACAGUGCAGCGGGAUCCUCAGUGUGUUAUUUGGAAUAUUUUCAUGCAAAAAAAGAACAAUAAUGCUCCAAGCAAGAGACUGUGAAGGUAGAGGCAGCCACUGAUUCUAUGAUGAAAGAAAAAACAAAACAUAUAUAUAUAAAUACAACUCCUCUGUAUUGCUGCUGAGAUGCCACGUAGCUCCCAGGAGUUAUAGUCGGGUCAGUGGAGGUGAAAAAACCUUCACCCACACAUAGGAAAUGCACAGGCCAACUGCAAUCAGUCUUUACAAGCAGGACUUAAGACUGGCCUCCUCACCAUGAAUCAGCCUCUGGAUGCAACAGUUGUGUGACCUCCAAGACUUAAUUAAGUGCCAGUGGGAGAUGUUGCAGAGGAGCAGUAGCCGGGCCAGAGGCGUAUCAAUCUUGACCCAGUUACUGUUGAGAAAGAGAGGCAGUAGGCCAUCCAGAGCCAUGGCCUCAGGUAUUCUACUGCAGCGUCAACAGCAUUUGCAUGAGGCUGGGAUUACUAAGACCAUGACAGCAGCUGUCAUUAUCCAAGCAUGUAACCCAUCACUUUACUUAUUAUUGCCACAAGGCUCAUAGUCUUUGUAGUCUCAAUAUUACAUCAAGAAUUUCAGUUGUAAAAGGUAAAACCAGGCAUAUAGUACGAUCAAUAUGUAUGGUUAGGGAUGGAGAUAGAGGUGCAUGAAUUAUGCACUUGUAAUAUUUCAGUGAGACUGUUAUACCGGGAGGCCCCACUUCAGAGGCCGACUUGGCCUCAUUAGCUUGUGGUGGUACUGUGCUUGACAGGGUCAUUCAGUCUGGACAAGGUUUCAUAAAUCCCAAAAAAACGUCUCAGGAACCAACAGGUAAUGUAGCUCACUCAGCACCUUUCAUAGGCAACCCCUACUACUCUCUUUGUAAAUUAAAUGGCAGUGACUGUAUGCUGAAGCACACAGAUAACCCGAGUUUCUUCCCAGCGCUGCGCUUCAGUGAGAAAUGAAAUAUACUGUAUAUGAAGGCUUGAAACUGUUAUGUUCUUAAUUGUCUCACUGCACAGGAAAGGCUGGGAUAGUCUGUAGCUGCUAAAGGGGAGGAAUUUCAAUUCCAGUCUGUUCUAUGGUCAUUACUGUAUUUACUCUAAUACCUCUUUAUCCAGUCUUUCUGUCUUACAGUAUAACAGCAACACAGAAACUCAACAGUAAACUUAACAGUGUAGAUGUAGUGUGCUGUGUGUUGGGCACCAAUGGCGAAAAUGACUUUGCUGAUAUAAGCUAACAUUUUCCAUAAGCUACUGUAUGAGUCACAGUGCCAAGGAUGACCUGUUCUCAGCCAUACAUAGAUGUAGUCAGGUGUUAUAUAAAGUGGUUCUUCAGUAAAAAAAAAGGAAUCGAAAGAUAAAGACUGUUACUAUAUCGUCUCCGCAUGCUUGUGAUACCAUGCUAAUGAUUGUCAAACAUAUUAGUGAACAAUGUUAUACUCUUAUCUCUAUGGUCUGUGAAUAAGUUAAAUUAGGUCCUGUGUUGUCUUGUGUUGUGUUGAAUGUUGUUAUUUUUGUUAUUAUUUAUGUUGUUUUUCUUUCAAUGAUGUAUUGAAUGUUGUUUUUUGGUGGUUGUUUUUAUUGUAAUGGUGCACGUUAAUGUAUAGUUGCACAAGUUGUGUGUGGACUCCAGGAAGAAUAGCUGUGGCUAAGGCCCCAGCUAAUGGAGAUCCCAAUAAAUCAAAUCAAAUCAAA